This is a messenger RNA of Piliocolobus tephrosceles (Ugandan red Colobus), 2974 nucleotides long. RefSeq names its product G protein-coupled receptor 22 (gene GPR22). NCBI's taxonomy places the organism in Eukaryota, Metazoa, Chordata, Mammalia, Primates, Cercopithecidae. Gene Ontology annotation, molecular function: G protein-coupled receptor activity; peptide binding. Gene Ontology annotation, cellular component: plasma membrane. The transcript has 3 exons. The record is from RefSeq and is a predicted model, not a curated record. Gene Ontology annotation, biological process: cellular response to hormone stimulus; G protein-coupled receptor signaling pathway. The coding region runs from base 1356 to 2657 and encodes 433 amino acids.
GUCAUUCUGCAAAAGCUGCCCAGAACAGGCUUUCUUCUGAAAAGCAGUGCCGUUCCUUUUUAGAAAGACUGAAUCUAAAUGUUGUCUCUGGAGACAAGAAGCCUUCAGUAUGUUAAAUUACUUUCAUUAUGUAUUUUCAGAUGCUUAUUGAUUCCACAGUAGGAAGAGUGAGAGACUGCAGCAGCCUCUAAGCAGCACUACAUGUUCCAUACAUUAGCAGUACUGCUGAAACAAUGGCACACUACAGACACAUAUUUUCAUUAAGGUCAUUUUCGAAGAGAUGUUUAUGACCCUCUUCCCCCAGUCCUCUACUAACAAGUGAACAAAAUGAAUCAAUCCAAACUGGAAAUGCUUCAACUACAUCAAGAAUGUAUCAAAUCUUUAGCGGAGGGCCGAUAGCAGCUAAUUCAGUAUUUACAACUGACAAUAUGAAGAAUGCAAUUGACUGAGCAUCUCCCUAGCUGUCUGAACUACGAACUGCAAGAUGUUCUUGUAACAUGACUUUAAGACAUUAAGGAGUUAAAACCAGAGAAUAGGUCUACAUUACUGAUGGAAUAUAAAAAAUCAACUGUAUCCUAAGAAGACGCUACAUAAAAUAACCACAAAAAGAAAAACAAUAUAACUGUAAAAGCCUGAAAAGAAUUGGUGAGCAUUUUAAAAGGGGAAGCUUAUACUUUAAUAUACCAGAAUUGUGGAAGCUACUGAUUCUGGAAGACAUAAUGAAACAUGAAUUUCCAAAAAGAAAAUAAAAUACUUUACCAGCACACAAAAGGAAGAUUUAGCAAGUGUUUUCUGCACUAAAUAUUCAGAUAUUCAUAUCAAUUGAUAUGACUAAUGGAUUUUUCUAUCUGACUUUUAUGACCAAUUAUGUAUUCUCUUCUAAUGAAAACAAACCAAAUUAAAUAGCAGAUGGUUUUUAUCAAAAGGACACAGCCUGGAUUUAUAAUAUAAAGCAAGUUAUGUGAUCAAGAAAUCAUUUCAAAAUAGUGAGCACUCCUAUAAAAACAGAUUUACAAUGGUAACAAAAGGAUGUCUAAAUAUAUUUUAGAAGCUACAAAUCUUAUGUUUCCUCUUUUGUUUUCACAUAUUCUGGAAAAUAAAGAAACACUAUCAUGUACUCCAUCAAAGGGAAAUAUAAUUCCUAUCAUCUGAGGAAAUUUCUCUUGGCUGUGACUUUUUAAAGCAAAACAAAUAUAAAUAUUAUGUACUGUUCUUUAGAAAUCCAUCAGCCAAUUAAAUCUCAUAAUGCAUGCAGUUGAAGUAUUGGAGAGAAAACGAAAGAAUUCCUACAAGACAUGAAAUAAAACACAGCUACUUCACUGUUGUCAGGGGAAAAAACCAACUGCUCCAAAAGAAUGUGUUUUUCUCCCAUUCUGGAAAUCAACAUGCAGUCUGAAUCUAACAUUACAGUGCGAGAUGACAUUGAUGACAUCAACACCAAUAUGUACCAACCACUAUCAUAUCCGUUAAGCUUUCAAGUGUCUCUCACCGGAUUUCUUAUGUUAGAAAUUGUGUUGGGACUUGGCAGCAACCUCACCGUAUUGGUACUUUACUGCAUGAAAUCCAACUUAAUCAACUCUGUCAGUAACAUUAUUACGAUGAACCUUCAUGUACUUGAUGUAAUAAUUUGUGUGGGAUGUAUUCCUCUAACUAUAGUUAUCCUUCUGCUUUCACUGGAGAGUAACACUGCUCUCAUCUGCUGUUUCCAUGAGGCUUGUGUAUCUUUUGCAAGUGUCUCAACAGCAAUCAACGUUUUUGCUAUCACUUUGGACAGAUAUGACAUUUCUGUAAAACCUGCAAACCGAAUUCUGACAAUGGGCAGAGCUGUAAUGCUAAUGAUAUCCAUUUGGAUUUUUUCUUUUUUCUCUUUCCUGAUUCCUUUUAUUGAGGUAAAUUUUUUCAGUCUUCAAAGUGGAAAUACAUGGGAAAACAAGACACUUUUAUGUGUCAGUACAAAUGAAUACUACACGGAACUGGGAAUGUAUUAUCACUUGUUAGUACAGAUCCCAAUAUUCUUUUUCACUGUUGUAGUAAUGUUAAUCACAUACACCAAAAUACUUCAGGCUCUUAAUAUUCGAAUAGGCACAAGAUUUUCAACAGGGCAGAAGAAGAAAGCAAGAAAGAAAAAGACAAUUUCUCUAACCACACAACAUGAAGCUACAGACAUGUCACAAAGCAGUGGUGGGAGAAAUGUAGUCUUUGGUGUAAGAACUUCAGUUUCUGUAAUAAUUGCCCUCCGGCGAGCUGUGAAACGACACCGUGAACGACGAGAAAGACAAAAGAGAGUCUUCAGGAUGUCUUUAUUGAUUAUUUCUACAUUUCUUCUCUGCUGGACACCAAUUUCUGUUUUAAAUACCACUAUUUUAUGUUUAGGCCCAAGUGACCUUUUAGUAAAAUUAAGAUUGUGUUUUUUAGUCAUGGCUUAUGGAACAACUAUAUUUCACCCUCUAUUAUAUGCAUUCACUAGACAAAAAUUUCAAAAGGUCUUGAAAAGUAAAAUGAAAAAGCGAGUUGUUUCCAUAGUGGAAGCUGAUCCCCUGCCUAAUAAUGCUGUAAUACACAACUCUUGGAUAGAUCCUAAAAGAAACAAAAAAAUUACCUUUGAAGAUAGUGAAAUAAGAGAAAAAUGUUUAGUACCUCAGGUUGUCACAGACUAGAGAAAAGUCUAAGUUUCACCAAAUCCACAUUCAAAUGAGUUUUAAAUUGUAAAAACUGAUAUUACUGCCAAAUAUAAGAAAAAAUAUUUUAAGUACUGGUUAUGUUGUAAAUUUUCAAUGUGAAUGUCAAUUAGAUAGGUCAUAUAUAUUCAAUUUCUUCAUUACUUAAUGUAUUUGUUGCAUGGCAGUUUGUUAAAGUACUAUCAUGUGUAUAUUUUGUCAAUAUUAUGUCCAACAGAAAAUAUUCAUGUAAGUCAUAUUUUCUAAAGAAUAAAUACAUAGCCUUAAAACAGUGUAUAACUUUAAAAUGUAACUGA